AUGUAGUGGCCUAUGUUGAAGUGUGGUCUUCCAAUGGGACAGAAAAUUAUUCAAAGGCAUUUACGAACCAGCUUGUGGAUAUGGGUGCAAAGGUUUCAAAAACUUUUAACAAACAAGUAACUCAUGUUGUCUUCAAAGAUGGGUACCAGAGCACUUGGGACAAGGCCCGGAAGAGGGGGAUAAAGCUCGUCUCAGUGCUCUGGGUUGAAAGGUGCAGGGCAGCUGGUGUGCGUGCUGAUGAGUCCUUAUUCCCAGCAACUGGCCCCAGUGAGCACAUACUAAGCCUGAUGAGAAAAAAGCGUAAGUGCAUGCAGCCCAAAGAUUUUAUUCCUAAAACACCAGAAAAUGAUAAAAGACUUCAAAGGAAAUUUGAGAAAAUGACUGCACAGCUACAGAGACAAAGGACAGCUCUAGAUGACAACAUGCCUGUUUUCUUAUUUGAGUCUUGCGACUCAUUGACAUACAGUUCCUCAAUUAAAGUCGGUGGUCACCAGCACACAAUGGAGAAGAGAUUGCAGGAGAUGAAGGAGAAAAGGGAACAUCUUUCCCCGACCUCUUCCCAGAGGACCGAGCAAGCUCAGGAGAACCCAGAUGACACUCUGUGUGAAGCACCUUCGAAUGUUUCCCGGGAUAUCUUGUGUGCAGAUGAACCCUUUGCUGGCGGUUCACACUCAUCUUUGGAUGAGCUCUGUGGAAAUCAGGAGAGGAUAUUGGGAGAAUCUGUUAAGGAAAUGAAAAGUGACACGUGCGGUUCCUUACCUGCGCUGGACACAAGCCACACUCACUCACUAGCAUCGGCCAGCUGCCUCAGUGCGUUAAAUCCCCAGAAACACACAAGUGAUCUUCCAGAGGAAGAAGUCAGCCGGCUGAGAGACCCAGGCGGUGACGUGCUCAGCCCAGACAGAGAGCAGGCUGCAGGGGCGUCUGAGAUGGGAGAGGAGAAAAGUAGCCCCUGUCCUGAGACACCUGCAAGCGGAGCGCGUCUCCGGCUGCACUCAGCAUCCAGAAGCCCCUCCGCAAAGAGGAAAAGGGUGCCAGCAGAUCUGUGGUCACCGCUAAGAGAAACGCCGAGGAGGAGGGGGAGCAGCAGCCGGAGGCCUGCGGUGCCCCACGUGCAGCUGCUCAGGUCCGGACGUGGCCUGCAGUUCCCGUCCUUGUCUGAUGUGGGGACUCCGGACAGUGCCGCAUCCUCUUAUGAGGAUUACUUCUCCCCCGAGAACCUCCAGGAAAGGAUCUCAGGGCACUGUCCUCCUGGGCCUCAGCCAUCAGCAGGCCCUGCCCACAUCGGCUGCAGAAGCCUUUCCCAGAGGGAGAGAGCGAGUAUCCUAGAAACGUCUGACCUGUCUUGCAUUGGGGAGAAACCAAGAUCUGUCAGCACUGGCAGUUUGGCGGCAAGAGCUGCCUCCAGCCUCCGGACACCUGUGUGCAUGGCUACGGAGGACACACCUGCUGCCGAGAAAAACCCUGGGCACAUUGGGCAGGCCGAGUGUCCCCAGGGAGAAGAUGCAGGGCCCGCAGGAAGUCGCUGUCCCCACACCACCCCCAACCCUGCUGGUCCAGAGCAGGAGGGCAGCUGCUCCCCCGUGCAGGGGAUUAGAGCAGAGAGAGGACUGGCUGGCGGGAGAAGCACCCAGAAAGAGGGCCCUGCUGCUGCAGUGCCGAAGUCCCCUGUGGGGCACACACAGGAGUGUGAGCUGCGGCUCAGAGGGGUGCAGUCUGCGGAGGAAGAGAAGGAAAACCUAGCCCUGGGAUACAGUGGAACCCGGGCCCCUGGCAGAGUGGAGGAGGGCGCGAGGCCGCACUGACCUGGUGGAGAGGAAAAGCGCGUGGAGAUCCCGUGGCAGAGCCGUCGCGGGUGCGGGCCAGGCCCCGGCGUGACUCGGCGUGACUCAGAUGGGGUCUUCCGUUCGCCCUGGCACAGGCCAUCCUCUGCAGUCGUCUGCCAUAGUUCAUGUCGUCCCCAAGAGAAACCUUUGUGUUGCCCAGCCUAGAUCUAGCCCCUUUCAUUGAUGUUUUAAAUUGUCCCCUGGCGCUCAGCAAAUCUACCGUAGAUGAAACUAGAAAGCCUUCUUCAGUUUACCUGGAAGCUCCCUACCUACCAGGACUUCAGAGCAUGGACGACUGCUCGGUACGUGCAGCCAGACCUCUCUGCUCUCCCCUGCUGGAAUAAAAGUCAAUUUUUGUUGCCAGUGCCUUGCAGUUGUUGCUGUUGUCCCCAGCACAGUGUGUAAUAAAGGUUUCCAGAACAAAUUACCGAUUCAGUAAUAAAUAUAACAACAGGAAUGGAAGGAGACUUAAUUUUUAAAAUAAUCUUUAAGUAUUUUUUUUUUUUUACAUUUUUAUUCCCAGUUUUAUAAGCAGUACUCAAGUACAUUCAUUCCCAUUGUAACAAAGACUGUUAAAAGAACACAAUCUUCCUACAUCACAUUCCUUACCCUUCCUCCCAGCAGGUAAAGCUAUAAAAUAGUCUGCCUCUCCUGACUCAGGUGUCUUUCUGGUUUGUGAGGAGCAGUGUAGGCUCCGCCCCGGGAGGUGCGUUCCUGGGGCAGGCGGGGCAGAUGCUUACAUCACAUGGGUCAGCGGGGAGCGGUGAGCGAGUGGGAGAAGGGCAGAGGUGAAGGGGAGGAGGCUUCUGUGAGGUGGUAGAGAAGAGGCCUGUGACCACUGCUGAAAUCACGCUUCAGUGCAAGGUCAGGCAGGUACGGGAGUCCUUAAGUAGGCAGAAGCCCACAGGCAGAAGGGGCCAGUGUAGCAGAAAGCCCUGGAGCGGAAGGUGGGGGGGAUCUGUGAUCAGUGCCCUCUGUCCCCACUAAGGCACAGGUUGUUUUGAUUAGUUUUCCAGUGUGUUCAAAAGCCACUUGGGAUUUUGAGCCAGGGGAGACCAAAUCAAUUUGCUGUGAAUGUAACCCUGGAUACUUGAAAAAGUUGUGGUUUAGAGUGUUUGCCACUGGAAGCAAUCACAAUCAGCAGUGUGUCCUUCCAGACAUCGGUGCGUGUGGGCACACGUGUCACAGCAAGCAUCGUUUAUGGGCUACUUGUGCACACAUGGACUUACAUUAUGCUAGUGCCUCAAAAUUUUUUACUUAAUAUUUCUGAUAUAUUUGAAUCAAUAGAUUCAUUUCACUUUUUAGUAUAGCCUAUUUCUGUUAUGGGCCAGGUAGUAAAGACUACAUUUUGCGGGCCAAAUCGAGGUAUGUAGAUACUUGUGUAGAUAAUGAAGUGAUAGGAAUAAGACAUGUUUCAUGUCUGGAUCUAGCCCCCCGCAAAGCCUGAUGCAGUCAUGGGGGGCAGGAUGUUCAGAGGU
Chinchilla lanigera (long-tailed chinchilla) is the source of this 3304-nucleotide messenger RNA. It is a transcript of the gene Mcph1, whose product is annotated as microcephalin 1. NCBI's taxonomy places the organism in Eukaryota, Metazoa, Chordata, Mammalia, Rodentia, Chinchillidae. The record is from RefSeq and is a predicted model, not a curated record. Gene Ontology annotation, biological process: cerebral cortex development; mitotic cell cycle.